AUGGCUUGUAUUGAAAUCCUUGGAGGACAUGCUCUUUCACCCACAGUAGUAGCUAUAGACAAAAAUGAGAACCAAGAGCUGCACCACAACUUGGCCCUGCAAUAUCUAAGUUCCAUGCUUCAGGACAAUGUAAAUUCCUGGGACCACCAGCUGAGACCUUCCAUCAAUGUGUUGACCAAUCUAGCAAGCGAGCAACUGGAAUGCCACUCUGAAAGAAUAAUGUCCUGCAUUCUGGUAGAUAGUUUCCAAACUCUGAGACACCUCUAUGGGCCACCACCUGCUGUUGCAGAAGAAGUCCUAGCAAAAGCAGAAGUAAAUACCUCUGUGAGGCUGGCAGGUGGAAGGCAGGGAAAAGACUGUAUUCUGCCCCGGGAAGUUUCUGGCAGCCCUCUGACACUGAUUGUAGGGUGCACAAGGGUCAUCUAUGGGGUUACUGAGUGAAGUGGCAAUAGUACAAUGAUAGAUUUUACUUUGUGGAGAGGUCAAGGGUUGUUUUCACCCUGGGGCCCAAGAGGCCUUCCACGUCUCCUCUCACUUAGAUCAGGAGUAAUGAUGGUGAUGCCAACAAGUAAUAGGAGAAUGGCUUAUAAGGUCAGGCUGGCUCAUGUUUCCUUCCCACUUGGGGACCCCUAGUACCCUAUGGAUAAUUGACCAAAGCCUAUCCCAUUGUUUUCUGAUAAUCCAUAUUUACCUUCUUGCUCUAUUGCUCAUUGCCUCUUACCUCCUUGACUACUAAGUUUUAAGUUUCUAGCUAUGCCUACCACUUUUGCUCCUCCCAUGACAAUGGGUCCUCUACUGCCUUCUUAUUUCCCCCAUUUCCAUUCUGGAGGAAGGCCAGUUCCUGUGGCCCCAAACAGAGCACAGCUGAUGGCAAAAAGGAGGGAAGAAAAGGGUUGA
Messenger RNA from Otolemur garnettii (small-eared galago), 897 nucleotides. RefSeq names its product proline rich 32 (gene PRR32). NCBI's taxonomy places the organism in Eukaryota, Metazoa, Chordata, Mammalia, Primates, Galagidae. The record is from RefSeq and is a predicted model, not a curated record.